UCUCUCUCUUCUCCUUUUUCUCUCCCUCUCUCUCCUUCUCUUCUUCUCUCCCCCCUCUCCCCUUCACGUUGCCUUGGUUUUUCUUUUUCCCCUCUCUGUGAGGCUAGGGGACGUUUCACUGGAGACAGCAGGCGGUGUGUGCCCCAGAGAGAAAGAAACAGGCGCUGCCAGAGGAAGAAGCCGCAUGGAAGAAAGGUCCUCAGCUGCCAGGAGCCCAGCAAGCCAGUGCUGCCGCUUGUAAAGCCGGGAGCGCAGUGCCUUCUGCCGGCCCCAUCCCCUUGUGGGAGCAGGUCCGGACAGCAGUCCCCGUCCUUGCCAGGUCUUCUGCUGCAGUACCUGGUGGAGACAGGAACUGAGCCAGAGGAGAGCAUGGAAAUGCUGCUGUCCACCCCACACAGCAUUGAGAUCAAUAACAUCACCUGUGACUCCUUUCGCAUCUCCUGGGCCAUGGAGGGCAGUGACCUAGAGAGGGUCACACAUUACUUCAUUGACCUCAACAAGAAGGAGAAUAAGAACUCCAACAAAUUCAAGCAUAGGGAUGUGCCCACAAAACUGGUGGCAAAGGCAGUGCCUCUGCCCAUGACCGUGAGAGGCCACUGGUUCCUGAGCCCCCGCACAGAGUACAGUGUAGCUGUGCAAACUGCGGUGAAGCAAAGUGAUGGAGAAUAUCUGGUGUCUGGAUGGAGCGAGACCGUUGAGUUCUGCACCGGAGAUUAUGCCAAAGAGCACUUGGCUCAGCUGCAAGAGAAGGCAGAACAGAUAGCCGGCCGUAUGCUCCGAUUCUCUGUCUUCUACCGGAACCAGCACAAGGAGUACUUCCAGCACGCCAGGACUCACUGUGGGAACAUGCUUCAGCCUUACCUGAAGGACAACAGCGGCAGCCACGGCUCUCCCACCAGUGGGAUGCUCCACGGCGUCUUCUUCAGCUGCAACACGGAAUUCAACACAGGCCAGCCCCCUCAGGACUCCCCGUACGGCCGCUGGCGCUUCCAGAUCCCGGCCCAGCGCCUCUUCAACCCCAGCACCAACCUCUACUUUGCGGACUUCUACUGUAUGUACACAGCCUACCACUACGCCAUUCUGGUCUUGGCCCCCAAGGGCUCCCAGGGUGACCGGUUCUGCCGGGACCGCCUCCCCCUCCUGGACAUUGCCUGUAACAAAUUCCUGACCUGCAGUGUGGAGGACGGGGAGCUGAUCUUCCGCCACGCCCAGGACCUCAUCCUGGAGCUCAUCUACACCGAGCCCGUCGACCUGUCGCUCGGCACUCUGGGAGAGAUCAGUGGACACCAGCUGAUGAGCCUUUCCACUGCCGACGCCAAGAAGGACCCCAGCUGCAAGACCUGCAAUAUCAGUGUGGGCCGCUAGGGACUCCCGGGGCUGGGGGAGGGGCGUGGGGGAUCCAGGUGGAGAGGACAAGGGAGAAGUGGGAGGGAACACUUGGCCUUGGCCCAGGGAGCUGGGCUUCUCUCUUGUCUCCUCCUGACUCCCAUCCCAGGCUACGCCGCCUCCCACCUCUCUCCCAGCACUAGUGGGUCAGUGGGAGCCUGGGUGAGCGCAGCCCCUUUUCUGCCGGCACUGGCAACUUCUCACUCCCAUUGGAAGCAAGUCAUGCAAGUCUUUCCUCAUAAGGGUCUGCCUAGUGCUUCCAUAGGGGUGGCCCAUCCUAUGUGGAUAGAUUUGCCCAGGUGGGGGUGGGUUGGCUCUUCCUGAGAUUUCCUUUCUUUUCUAGUCCCUGUUCUGCUGUUCCCGACUGACUCUUGCCUGUCCCCAGGUAGUGAUGUCCUAGUCCUGGACAGGACUACUGGGACUCAGUCCCAGGCCCAGCCCCCAGGAAGACUCUCUAGGCUCCAUCUUCCCGAUGCUUGUCUCCCGGAAAGAUGUGUAAGGAGGCUUGGGGAGCUCUCCUCAGCCCCAGGUUACUUUACUCAGAGCCAACCGUGAAAUUCCCCCAUGUCUUUUCUUGAGCCAUGUACUCAAACACCUAUUCUCUAAGCAGCUCCCCCAUCCAGGCCCAGACCUCUUUCCCCUAUAAAUAGUUUCCUUCAAUGUGACUCCUUGGCUGUCCCCUGCCCCAGCUCUAUCCCUAGGAAUGGCUACUCCCACCCUGCCCCUUCCCAGAAUAGGGGCCUUCUUUUCUGUGCCAUGUGGGCACUUAGCUGUUGUUUUUGUUUUUGUUUUCCUUUCUUUUCCUUCUAGGGAGUUGAUGUGCCCUGAGGCACCUGCCCCUUUGUCCCAAAGCAGCAGAAUUUAUACUUUAAUUAAUUGGGGUUGAGGAUGGGGGAGUAAGGGAUAAGAAAGGCACUGGUACUCAGAAAUGCCCUUUCUCCAGCCAGGAGCGGACUCUCUACCCCAAUCAGGGCCAGCAUGGAGCUGGAGUGCCACAGACUUUCCUCCAGGGGCCCCUGGCACCAUGCCUAGCUAGGCUGCUUCUCUCUCUGUUUGCCAUGGUGCUGUGCCUGUGUUGUACCUGUGCAUUAGUCAGACUGUGGCUUCUCCUAUAAACACCUUGCCCAGGCCUUUUCUUUUCACCUGGAGGAAUCUGCCAUAGUCUAUCAGGGCCCAUUGGAUUUUGCCAGAGCAGGUCUCAGUUGGGCACGGUGUCCCUUUUCCCCUGAGAUUACUUGAGACUCUCAGGGAAAACAUGCCAGGGUUGGGGCUUCCCACUGAUUUCACAUAGUAGUUAAUUAAAUGUGAUCACAGGUCAGAGGGUGGCCUCCCAGGAAGGGGUCUGACAGAAGGUGAAUCCCUUCUUGAGACUGGUAGUUGAGGGGAGGUCAGAGCUUAAGUCAGGCAAGAUAAGGAGGUGACAGCAAUUUUCAGAGAUAAGGGGGCCAAAGGAAUAGCAGAUACUUUUCUGAUUACAAGACAACUGUACCCCCAGAUGGAAGGGUGAGUGGUUAAAGGACCCCCUGGGAUGGGGCUGAAGGUAGUAGCUGUUAUGAAUGGGUUGGGCUCUGAGAUGCUUGGAGGAGGAGAGGACACAGACACUUUUGGCCCUUCCUGAUCCCUCUGCUUACUACAAUGCCAGCAAGAGGUCCUUCCCCUCUGCCCCAGUCCAUGUGUCUGACCUUUGCUGAUGGCCUGCCUGUGCUGUGCUUACAAUGUGCAUCAAUAAACCACUACCACCAGAGCCCCCACCUACUCCUUCCUUGGGGCAGGGUUGGGGACUGGGGUUCAUAUGCAUUUCCUAUCUAAAAUGGAAAGUUGGAAGUACUCUCAGGAUCACUAGAUUUAUUCAGGAAAGGGAUCUCAGGAAUCCUGUUCCAAAGACAAAAGGAAGUAGGAUUGAGGAACACUGUGUUGUAAUCCCCCCUUCUUGGAAAAAGGGGUUAGCAUGCUUCUCCAGGAAUCAGAAAGCUGGUAAAGAUCAUCAAUCUAGUCUAGUGCCUUAAUUUUGGGGACAGGGAAACCAAGGCAUAGAGCAGAGUAACUGGCGUGUUUUAAGAUCCUGCAGCUAGAUACCAGUAGACCUGUGACCAGUCUCCUAAUCUGUUCUUUCCAGGAGACUUUGCUGCCUAAAUUCGGAACCUGGAUAUCCCUCCCCCUACCCAGGCUCUAAAAGGUUGCUGUUCUGAGUCACCUCUUCAUCAGUUAUAAUUAUGAAAAUGGCCCCUCUGCCUUGAGCAGAAAAGAUCCAGAAAAAGCCAAGCAGCCCUCUGGUUCUUUGUGUGCUUCCCUCAAGAACCGCUAAGGUAGCUAAUGAGCAUCCUUGCUGAACAGAAGGGAGGACAGUCGGAAGGCUGAGGGAAAGGCGGCUUCCAGGAAAAAGUCCUGAUGUCAGAAUGUCAGAGGGGACUGUUAGCCCAGGACUGGGGCUGUCCAGUGGCAGGUCUCAGGUUAGGGGCAGCUAGUUGGCGCAUUGGACAGAGUGCUGGACCUCGAGUUGUGAAGAUGAAUUCAAAUCUGGCCUCAGACUUCCUGGCUGAACGACUCUUGGUAAGUCCCAACUUUCAUCUGCUUCAGUUUCCUCAUUUGUAAAAUAGGGAUGAUUUCCAAACAUUGAAAGUGCUACUGAAGUGGUAAUUGUGAUUAAAGACAGGACCUCAUCCAGCCCUUCUCUGGGGCUCUGAGUGACAUUCUCUGGGGCUCUCCUACUUUCCUGCCCCAGCUUCGCAACAUGGGAAUUCCACUCUAGUUUAGCACCAGGGGGAGCUGUGGAGUCAUAAAACACUGCCGUGCCCAAAACGGGGGAAAAGAGGGUAAAAAAGAUUAAAUGAGAAGGGUGGGUGGGGCAGAGAGUUCAGAAGGCCUAGGAUUACAAGGGAUGGCAAAAGGUCACCAAGGUUAACCUCCUUCGAGUAGGCCUGCACGAAACUUUCUGAGUCAAAUGAGAAUCUUGCCCUUUUUUUUUUUUUUUUUAUGUGUUUAUUUCUUUAAGAUCUAAAAGGAACAAAUUCCACCGCUUCCCCUGGUAACCCUAGGAAUAAUUUAUUGGGAAAUUCUUGGCUCACUGUUGGAUCUUCCAGGUCUUCCUCAUCUCCUGGGAAAAAAAGAUUAUCUCUUGGAGUUUUGGUAUUCUAUCUCCCAUACUCACUCUAUUGAGGGUGAGAGUAGGGAAGGAAAGGGAUGAGGUGGAAGAGCAAAGGAGCUUGAGAGAUGGUUUACCCUUUUCAAUUCUAAUUGGGGGACUUCUUUCUGUGCUCUUGAGCAGCCAUCAUCAUCAACUGGGCAGAAGUAAGAAUUUGCUGCAAGGGUCUUUCCCAGCCCAGUUCCAGAAGCUCAUUUUUCCUCUGGUCUGACUCAAUAGGUAGACUGACACAUUAACUGUGUUUGUAAAGGCACACACAAUACUGUUAGUCUUUUAGCUAAGAGGAAGGAAGACAACUGGAGAAUCUCACGUCCUCCAACUGUCUCUCCCCUUCCCCAGUAGGGCUGAAGCGCUUACCUUAUCUCCCUGGGUAGGGCAGGCAACGGGGAUGAGAGCAGCAGAAAAGAAUCUCGGGGGAGGGGUCCAGAUGGAAUAUUUAUGUCCAUAAAGCUAAACUCUCAGGCAUUCAUAAAGCAACCUAUAUUUUGUACACAUUCCUAAAAACUCACAUGUACACUUCUGAUGAUACUUGGUAUAUUCCUCUAUCCAAUAUGGACACGGACAGGGACAAGCUCAUUUAUACAUUCACACUUUCCCUCUAUUGUCUGCCUAUCCCACUAGCCUCUGGGUUGGAGCCCCUCCUAUUGAGCCUUCUUCCUUUUCCAAGGUGUGGAACCUAAUUUUUCCUUGCUGCAGCUUAGCAGACAAGCCCACACAGUGGGCUGCUGUAAGGCUGCCUGCCACAAGGCCCCUGUCACGUACUCUUUCAGUCUCUGCAGAGACCACCACAGGGGACCAGACACCAUCCCCUGAGGUAGGGGGCCCUCAGGAAGCCAAGUUGAGGCCUCUAAAGGCAACUGGCCAUAAAAAAGCUACACCACUACAUCUGGAAUAUAUUAGAACCAGAUGUGAUAGGGGAAAAGAGGUGGGGGUGGAGAGAGGUGGUGAUGAAGCAAGAGAAACAGCAGCCCUCCCUGGAUCAGGCAACCACGAGGAGGGAAGGGGCAAGAGAUCCCUAAUAUUUAUUUAGGAGAAUGGUGGCUUGAGUUCAAGUUAACCCCUUCUUUCACUCCCUCUAGGCUCUAGAAUUUUUCUACCUGGAACAAAUGCUGUGAUAUGCCACCAUGGUGGAAUAGGCAGUCAAUACAUCAUGUGAUUGAUUUAAAGGAUGCCUGUGCCCCAAGUAUGUUAUCCACCCUCGCUUUGACUUCUUAUGUGCUGCCAUUAGUAAUUCACUGCUUUGAGUUAAACAUUGCCUACUCCUUAGAUUGUAUUUUGAGGUCUACAUGCUUCUGGAUGGGGUAAUGCCUUUGUGGGGAUUAGUUUAUCUGUAGCUUUCUUUUAAGAUUGUAGUGGGAUCUACUGUUCUGUAGACUCUGGGAUAAAGGAAAUAACAGGAGAUUAUAGAAAAGGAUUAACAAAAAAAAAAAAAAAAAAGAAAUCAGCAAU
Sarcophilus harrisii (Tasmanian devil) is the source of this 5977-nucleotide messenger RNA. It is a transcript of the gene PHYHIP, whose product is annotated as phytanoyl-CoA 2-hydroxylase interacting protein. Lineage: Eukaryota; Metazoa; Chordata; Mammalia; Dasyuromorphia; Dasyuridae. The record is from RefSeq and is a predicted model, not a curated record. The transcript is spliced from 5 exons. The coding region runs from base 370 to 1365 and encodes 331 amino acids. Gene Ontology annotation, molecular function: protein binding. Gene Ontology annotation, cellular component: cytoplasm.